This is a messenger RNA of Silurus meridionalis, 2122 nucleotides long. It is a transcript of the gene rcbtb1, whose product is annotated as regulator of chromosome condensation (RCC1) and BTB (POZ) domain containing protein 1. The coding region runs from base 119 to 1840 and encodes 573 amino acids. Gene Ontology annotation, molecular function: protein binding. The transcript is spliced from 13 exons. The record is from RefSeq and is a predicted model, not a curated record. Lineage: Eukaryota; Metazoa; Chordata; Actinopteri; Siluriformes; Siluridae.
CACACGCGCAUGCGCACACGAGCUGAUCGCAUCAUAACAGUGAAAGCUGUAGAAGCUGCAGUCGGUAAAUUGCCUGAAACUACCCGCUUUCGUUGUUCGUUCUAUCCGGUGUGUGCUGAUGGAGAGAUGCAGUAGUGUUAGCAGUGGUGGUAGCUACAGUGCCUCUUCCAGUAGCUGUAUUGGAUCUGCUCCAGCCCCACCGAAGCCUGUUUCCCCUUCCUCUUGGAGCUUCAACAGUAUAGCCAUGGUGGAUGUAAGCAAAUGGCCCCUAUUCAGCCUUAUGAGUGCACAGGACGCCGCCUCAAUACGUCAGGCAUGUGUGUUUGGAACAUCCGCCAACGAGGCGAUCUACAUCACCCAUGAUAACGAGGUGUACGUGUUUGGGCUGAACUGCAGUAACUGUUUGGGAACAGGGGACAGCACGAGCACCAUUGUUCCUAAAAAGUUAGACUCCCUGAGUGGAAAGAAGUUGGUCAGUCUAAGCUAUGGAAGUGGGCCACAUGUUCUUCUUGCUACAGAGGAGGGCCAGCUGUAUGGGUGGGGACACAAUGGGUACAGUCAGCUUGGAAAUGGGACUACCAAUCAGGGAGUGUCUCCUGUGCUCGUGACCACAAACUUGCAGAACAAGAGGGUGAUCGAGGUGGCUUGUGGAUCUCAUCAUUCAGUUGCCCUGACCCAUGAUGGAGAGGUGUUUGCUUGGGGCUAUAAUAACUGCGGUCAAGUGGGAUCAGGAUCCACGGCCAACCAGCCCUCACCACGCAGGGUCUCCAGCUGCCUCCUUAACAAAGUAGUUGUCAGCAUAGCGUGUGGUCAGACCUCCUCCAUGGCGGUAACAGACAACGGAGAGGUGUAUGGUUGGGGUUAUAAUGGUAAUGGACAGCUUGGGUUGGGGAACAAUGGAAAUCAGCUCACACCAUGCCGUCUAGCAGCGCUGCAGGGUGUUUGUGUCUUACAGAUUGCCUGUGGUUAUGCCCACACAUUGGCACUAACAGACGAGGGACUGUUGUAUGCGUGGGGAGCCAACACUUAUGGCCAGCUUGGUACCGGCAACAAGAGCAAUCAACUCAGUCCUGUUCAAGUCAUGGCUGAGAAAGAGAGGAUUGUGGAGAUAGCAGCAUGUCACUCCACACACACCUCAGCAGCGAAGACACAGAGUGGCCGGGUGUACAUGUGGGGCCAGUGCAGAGGUCAGUCCAUCGUAUUACCCCAUCACACACACUUCAGCUGCACCGACGACGUCUUUGCCUGCUUCGCAACACCAUCCGUCAUGUGGAGACUCCUGUCCAUGGAGCACGAUGAUUUCCUGACUGUGGCUGAGUCUUUGAAGAAAGAGUUUGACAGUCCCGAGACCUCAGACCUCAAAUUCAGCAUAGAUGGCAAAUUCAUUCACGUGCACAAAGCAGUGCUUAAAAUCAGAUGUGAACACUUCAGGUCAAUGUUUCAGUCCCACUGGAAUGAAGAUAUGAAAGAGGUGAUUGAGAUCGAUCAGUUCUCCUACCCCGUCUACAGGUCCUUCCUCGAGUUCCUCUACACGGACACUGUAGAUCUUCCUCCAGAGGAUGCUAUUGGAUUACUGGAUCUGGCAACUUCGUACUGUGAAAACAGGCUGAAGCGACUGUGUCAGCACAUCAUAAAGCGGGGCAUCACUGUGGAAAAUGCUUUCUCUCUGCUUUCUGCUGCAGUCAGAUAUGAUGCUGAGGAUCUUGAGGAAUUCUGCUUUAAGUUCUGUGUGAACCACCUGACCGAGGUGACUCAGACAGCAGCGUUCUGGCAGAUCGACGGGAACAUGCUGAAGGAGUUUAUCUGUAGAGCCAGCCGCUGUGGAGCUUUUAAAAACUGAUACACAUACCAGAGCUAACUUUUAUCAUGAGUGCAGCUGUUACUCCAAACUCAUCCACACCACUAGAGGGCACUGUUACUAUGUGUUUAUUGGAUUUAUUAUUAUUAUUUUUGGUUAGUUUUGCUUGAAUAUUGAUAACUGUUAUAGAGCAGCUGGAGAAUGGAUGCUUUUUGUCAUGAACAAAUCUUUAACAAAGGAUUUUGAACUUAUCUUGAUGGACAUCAUUAUGUCUUUUAUGCUUCAGUGUUGGUACUGUAUGAAUACAGAUGAAUAACUAUUGCA